Chionomys nivalis (European snow vole) is the source of this 438-nucleotide messenger RNA. Its product is annotated as 40S ribosomal protein S11-like. Gene Ontology annotation, biological process: translation. Gene Ontology annotation, cellular component: ribosome; cytosolic small ribosomal subunit. NCBI's taxonomy places the organism in Eukaryota, Metazoa, Chordata, Mammalia, Rodentia, Cricetidae. The coding region runs from base 1 to 438 and encodes 145 amino acids. The record is from RefSeq and is a predicted model, not a curated record. Gene Ontology annotation, molecular function: structural constituent of ribosome. The transcript has a single exon.
AUGGCGGACAUUCAGACGGAACAUGCUUACCAAAAGCAGCUCACAAUCUUUCGAAACAAGAAGCAUGUUCUGCUUAGAGAAACCAGCAAGGAAAAACUCCCUCGGUACUAUAAAAACAUCGGUCAAGGCUACAAGACACCCAAGGAGGCCAUCGAGGGCACCUACAUUGACAAGAAAUGCGUGUUCACUGGCAAUAUCUCUAUCAGAGGUCGGAUCCUGUCCAGUGUCUUGACCAAGAUUAAGAUGCAGAGGACCAUUGUCAUCAGCCUGGACUGUCUUCAUUACAUCCGAAAGUACAAUUGCUUUGAGAAACACCACAAGAACAUGUCUGUGCACCUGUACCCCUGUUUCAGGGAUGUACAGAUCAGCGACAUUGUCACUGUGGGAGAGUGCAGGACCCUGAGCAAGACUGCGUUUCAACGUGCUCAAGGUCACUAA